Messenger RNA from Aspergillus alliaceus, 1023 nucleotides. RefSeq names its product chaperonin 10-like protein. The coding region runs from base 1 to 1023 and encodes 340 amino acids. Gene Ontology annotation, molecular function: zinc ion binding; oxidoreductase activity. Lineage: Eukaryota; Fungi; Ascomycota; Eurotiomycetes; Eurotiales; Aspergillaceae. The record is from RefSeq and is a predicted model, not a curated record. The transcript has 7 exons.
AUGGCCCUUCCAAAAACCUACCGACGCGCAACCUUCAAAGAGGCUGGAAAACCGCUAGUCAUCGAAGAGAAAGAAUUGACGCUUCCCCCCAAAGGAGAAAUCCUGGUAAAGGUAGAGGCGUGCGGAGUGUGCCACUCGGAUGUAUUCCUCCAAGAUGGCGGGUUGUUAGGACGGGGGUUUCCCAAUACCCCAGGCCACGAAUUCAUCGGCCGAGUCGUCGCCUUCGGCGAAGGCGUCACAGAGUGGAAAAUAGGUGAUAGAGCCGGUGGGGCAUGGCAUGCUGGGCAUGAUGGAACAUGUAGCACCUGUCGGAGAGGCAACUUCCAAAUGUGCGAUGCACGUGAAAUCAACGGUGAAAGCCGAGAAGGAGGAUACGCAGAAUACGCCACCCUCCGCACCGAAGCUGCAGUCCGCGUCCCAGAAAAUGUCGACGCAGCAAAUUACGCACCUAUCCUCUGCGCCGGAGUAACAGUCUACAACGGGAUGAAGCAGAUGAAGAUCCCGCCUGGUUCGACCGUCGCGGUGCAGGGACUUGGUGGACUAGGCCAUCUAGCAAUACAAUAUGCGAAUCGGUUUGGGUGGAGGGUUAUUGCUAUUUCGAGGAACCGGGACAAGGAAGCUUUUGCGAGGAAGCUAGGGGCGCAUGAGUUUGUUGCCGCUUCUGAGGGGGAUGUUGGGGAACAGUUACAGGGACUGGGAGGGGUAGAGCUGGUUGUUGCGACUGCACCAGAUGCGAAGAGCAUGAUGUCCUUGAUGAUGGGAUUGAAGGCUUUGGGGAAGUUGUUGGUUCUUUCGGUUGCUGGGGAUGUUCCACUAUCGUCAGGGAGGAUGAUUACCCAUGGUCUUUCCGUUCAUGGAUGGCCGGCUGGUCAUGCUCUGGACACAGAAGAGGCGAUUGUAUUCACGGAACAGCAGGAUGUGAGCUGCUGGAUUGAGAAGUUCCCUCUGGAACAGGCAAAUGAGGCAUAUGAGGCAAUGAAGAAAGGAACAGUGAGAUUCCGGGCUGUAAUCACCAUGGAGUAG